Drosophila grimshawi is the source of this 753-nucleotide messenger RNA. RefSeq names its product protein takeout (gene Jhbp12). The record is from RefSeq and is a predicted model, not a curated record. Bases 1 to 753 code for a protein of 250 amino acids. The transcript is spliced from 4 exons. Lineage: Eukaryota; Metazoa; Arthropoda; Insecta; Diptera; Drosophilidae.
AUGUCAAAACAUCCGACAGUUAUAUUGCUACUACUAAUCGCUGCGGUUGCAAAAUUUGUAACGGCCGUUCAAGAUUUGCCGGACAACUUCCUCAAGUGCAAACGCGAUGCGAACUUUGACAAGUGUCUGGUGGAUGCUGUUAAUCAUGCAAUACAAGUGUUAAGAGCUGGAAAUAAAGAAUUCGGCAUUCCGCCGCUUGAGCCGCUGUCCGUGAAGAAACUCGUUAUAGACGCCGGUAAUGCGCCCAUAAAUCUUCGUCAAGCCUUGAAAAAUGUGAAGGUGCACGAUAUGAUCUCGACCAGCAAGAUACAGCGGUACAGAACCGAUUUGGACAAACAUUUAAUAAUCUGUGAUAGCAAGACCGAUCGCAUUGAAAUGAUAGGUGAUUACGAAAUGUCUGGUCGCAUUCUACUGCUGCCCAUUACGGGUCAUGGCAAGGCUAAUAUUACGCUUAUCAAUACCAAAAUCGAGCACCGACUGAUUGGAGAACCCUUCGAAAAGGAUGGUGUUAAGUAUAUGCGUCUCAAGGAGUAUCGCGUUGCUUUGGAUCCUAAACGCGUUUACAUGCACUUCGAGAACCUUUUCAAUGACAAAACCCUAUCUGAGGGUAUGAAUCGUUUUCUGAACGAGAACUGGGAGACAGUGUUUAGCGAACUGAAGGUGGGCUACGCCAAGAGCUUUGGUCUGGUGUUCCGUGAACUCUCAAACAAAUUAUUUGAGAAAGUACCUUUUGAUAAUAUAUUUUUAAGUUAG